Aspergillus piperis CBS 112811 is the source of this 466-nucleotide messenger RNA. RefSeq lists its product as uncharacterized. Bases 120 to 380 code for a protein of 86 amino acids. The transcript has a single exon. Lineage: Eukaryota; Fungi; Ascomycota; Eurotiomycetes; Eurotiales; Aspergillaceae. The record is from RefSeq and is a predicted model, not a curated record.
AUGGAGUAGGUUCUCCAUAUUCCACAGUGGCUAACCAUGAAGGAGAAGAGUACAGUAGAGGAGAGAGAAAAAAUAGGACCUGUGCCUGACUGAAGUUGUCGUACUCCAUACGCCAUUCCAUGUUUCCCUAUUGCUUGUAUUUUGCCUUUUCUUCUUUUGCGCAAAAAUCCACACUUUGUUCACCCCCAUUCAUUCCGCGCGCUCUCUCUCCCUCUCUUCCCCUUCCCCUACGUACUUGCGUUCUCUCUACUAACUACGGAGUACUAUCUAUCUUCUCUCCUUUUCGCUUUUGCCCUUUUGGUCUUUUGACUUUGGGCUCAACGCUCGUUUCUUUUUUGUGGCCGUCCCGUGUCCGUCCUCCUAGUAGUUUAGUUAGUUAGUAGUAAUUAGAUAUUUGUUGCUGCUUAGAUAGAAAAAACUACUUACUACUUAACAUAACAUAAUACUUUAUUAUUACAAAAUACAU